Molecule: messenger RNA, 2864 nt
Organism: Cheilinus undulatus (humphead wrasse)
Lineage: Eukaryota; Metazoa; Chordata; Actinopteri; Labriformes; Labridae
Gene: lhx6a
Product: LIM homeobox 6a
Exons: 9
Coding region: 428-1555 (375 amino acids)
Biological process (GO): regulation of transcription by RNA polymerase II; neuron differentiation; forebrain neuron development
Cellular component (GO): nucleus
Molecular function (GO): RNA polymerase II transcription regulatory region sequence-specific DNA binding; DNA-binding transcription factor activity, RNA polymerase II-specific
Source: RefSeq, a predicted model, not a curated record
CCGCUCCUCUGCUCUCCUCUCCUCGAUUUUUGCAUUCUCUCCUGCACACAACGAAACCUUGGAGUAAAAAAAUGCUGCCAACCCCUCCAACUGAUUCACUUCCUGUAGUCAGACGCUUUCCCUAAAGUGGAGAGAGGGGGGACACGAGAGAAAGGAAGAAAUCUUUCGGUUCUGAAUAAAGCUCUCUGUGGAGAAGCGAGCGGCUCCUCAGCUCUGCAGAACUUUUUUUUUUUUUUUUUUUUUUUUUUUGCACUUUGUUUCAGUGGUAGUCACAGCAUCGUGAGAGUAAAACAUUCGGCCUCUGUGCGCGAGUUCCACCCGAAUCCACGCGCUGUACGGAUGCUAAAAGUUUCUGGCACGCAUCGCCGAGUCUUCAUCUGAAUCCACGCACCGAGUUUGGAGAUACGCUGGGACACUGCAGGAGUUCAUGUACUGGAAAAAUGAAGUUUUGUCCCCUCUCUCAGAGGGAAAUAAGAUUCUGUCCGAGGGAAUUCCCACGAAACAGGUGAUCUGCACGGAGCAUCAGAGUACACCGGGAGGCUCGCGCUGCAGCGUGGACUCUAAACACACGCCGAUGUCUCACUCGGACGGAGAGUCACAGCGGUCCAACAUGGAGCGGGAGGACACGCGCUCGUCCCCCAGCACCCCGUCCACCCCCUCCGUGUGCUCGCCCACCUCCACCACCAGCUCGGUGCCCUCCACCGGGAAGAACGUGUGCGCCAGCUGCGGUCAGGAGAUCCUGGACAGAUACCUGCUGAAGGUGAACAACCUAAUCUGGCACGUGCGCUGUCUGGAGUGUUCCGUCUGCAGGACGUCACUGCGUCAGCACAGCAGCUGCUACAUCAAAAACAAAGAGAUCUUCUGUAAAAUGGAUUAUUUCAGUAGGUUUGGUACUAAGUGUGCCCGCUGUGGGCGGCAGAUAUACGCCAGUGACUGGGUGCGACGAGCCAGAGGUAACGCAUACCACUUGGCAUGUUUUGCAUGCUACUCUUGUAAGAGGCAGUUGUCAACGGGUGAGGAGUUUGGCCUGGUGGAGGAGAAGGUUCUGUGUAGGAUCCACUACGACACCAUGGUGGAGAACCUUAAACGCGCUGCUGAGAGUGGCAACGGUAUCACAUUAGAAGGAGCAGUUCCAACAGAACAAGACAGUCAACCCAAACCGGCCAAAAGAGCUCGGACAUCCUUUACUGCAGAGCAGCUACAGAUUAUGCAGGCUCAGUUUGCCCAGGACAACAAUCCAGAUGCCCAGACGUUACAGAAGCUAGCCGACAUGACAGGUCUCAGCAGGAGAGUUAUACAGGUGUGGUUUCAAAACUGCAGAGCAAGACACAAAAAGCACACACCCCAGCACAGUGGGGCUCCCCAAGGUCAUCCCCAGUCCAGGAUUCCCUCGUCCUUGCCUGAUGAGCUGCAUUACUCCCCCUUUGGCAGCCCUGAGCGGGCACGCAUGGUGGCCCUACAUGGGUACAUCGACAGUCAUCCUUUCUCCGUGUUGACCUCUCAGGGUCUCCCUCACCAGGCCAUGUCGCUGCCCCAGCUCCCCCUCAGCCGCUAGCUGAGCUUAGCCACUUAGACCCCUACAACCUCUAUGACCCUUAAACCUCCGGAUCUUGGACCUGCACCACAGGUCACACGGGAGUCAGCUUGGAGAAAAGACAAAUCUCACAGGAAUGUCACUACUCGGAAACAGCGAAAAAAAGGAGGUUAAAAAGCAAGACUUUUUGUCUGUUAUUGUCCUGAGGACAGGAUUAUUCCUCCUGCAGCCACUUGAUUGAAAAAUAAGAAAAAGCUCUUCUUUUCAGGAACUUACUAACUGAAUUUUACACCACCCUGAAGACUCAUUCUGCAUCACAUGUACAGCAUCCUCCACUCUACUCUGACAUCCUCCAACUUGAAGGUGGAGCGAGAUUUAAAGGACUGAUACUGUCAGAAAACUGAAGAUAAACAAUGAGGGGAAUAUUAAAGGGGGCUGUGCACACAGUAGACCACAUUAGAGGUAAGACUCCUUCUUUUCUCUCUAAGCAACCAUGAAGGAAACCUAACUGUAAAUGAAAUAUGUUGACUAUUGAAGCAUUUUCUGUAGGAGUGACAUUGUGGCUUAAUAACAUCUCAAAAUUGGUCAAUCUUCCACUGAAAUUACAUGAAACUUUUGUAAAGCGUGAGAAUAAUGUGUGCCUUAUCUUUUCCAUUGUAUUAUUUCAAACAACUUGGAUUUUGAAUCUGAAAUUGUAAGAAAAUCAUAUUUUAUGUCCACCAAAUGCAUCUGGUUUGUAAUGAAGGAAAGGCACAACACCAGGGCAUUUUUAUCAUUAAAUUAUCACUGUAACAUUAGAGGAAAGAGACUUUAAUUUGCUGCAAACCUGCUAAAUUUCUUUAACUGUCAGAGAAACAGAGAUGUUGAGCAUACAAGUCAUUUCCUAUAAAAUCUGAAAUGUAACAAGUUACAUAUUUUCACAUGUCCAAAUAAUUGUAUUGUCACUAAUUUAUAAGUUCUACGGUUGCUUGUUCAGCCUCCUGUGUGCAUGAGUGUCUCACAAAUGAGGAGAAAAUCAAGUGUUGGUGUAUUGGUACAAUAUAAAUCAGACCGAGGCUAUACGUGUGCGUUUCAGUGUGAGAGUGAGUGAGUGUGUGCUGGCAGUGAGAGCAGGUGUGCAUCUGUAUUUUAGUGCCAUGGCCAUUGUGUUAAGCGCAGGAUCCAACAAGACCUCAACGUCCUUGUAUUUAUUGACAUGGUAAAUCCCUGUAAAGCACUUUUUCCCCUCUGAAAGUUGUUUUGUUAAGAAAUAAAAACUUUGAAUGAAAUGAAACAAAAAAGUUUAUUUGAUAGACUGCAUAAUAAAUGUUUUGUGUACUAAAAUGCAAUA